This is a messenger RNA of Beta vulgaris subsp. vulgaris (sugar beet), 999 nucleotides long. RefSeq lists its product as uncharacterized. The record is from RefSeq and is a predicted model, not a curated record. NCBI's taxonomy places the organism in Eukaryota, Viridiplantae, Streptophyta, Magnoliopsida, Caryophyllales, Amaranthaceae. Bases 156 to 704 code for a protein of 182 amino acids. The transcript has 2 exons.
AAGAUAAAUCCAACCGUCACAUCAUAGGAAUACUCCGUAGGAGAUUUCUUUGGACUUACUGCGUACGCUUCUUCUUCACCCUUCUUAUACUCCCUGCUUUAACAUUGUUUUCCUUCAUCUAGUCUCUACUCAGAUUUCUCGCCAUUAAAAAGGAAAUGCCGCGUAAGGUAGAUAACUUGGCUGUGACAACAAAUGGGAAGGGAACUAAAAGUGUUGGCACUGGUGAGGUGAAAUGCAAGAGUAGUUACCAUGACAAGCAAAGUGGUAGUUACGGUCGUGUGACAACUAAGGAAUCAGUGUCUAGUGGGGAUUACACUAAUCGUGGACGAGUUGGAUACAAAGACGAAUACAAGGCUAGCUCAACUGUAAGAGUCGGUGACAAACGAGGUUACACUGAGUUCUCCCGGCAGGAGAAGUUCACUAGGGUCGAUUAUGGUGGGAGCAACAACACUAACUAUGGUGGAAACUUGAUAUGCGGUGGUGAUGAUGAUGCUUCUGAUAGUGAUGGAAGUGAUGAGGACCAUGGUUACUCCAGUGAUGCUACUGAUGCUGCUCAAGAUGAGGACAGUGUUGAUUAUGGUGACUCUUAUGAUGAUGAUGAUUCUUAUGGUAAUGAUGAUUCUUAUGAUGAUGAUGAUGAUGAUGAUGAUGAUGAUGAUGAUGAUGGUUGUGACAAUGAUUCAUACGAUUCUGAUGAUUAUUGAUCAAAUCAAAGUUGUGGACACCAUCACCCUCUUUUCUCCUAUCGCAAAUUCGCAAUGCUUAGCUUGUUUCGUUUCUUUGUGCCCUUGAAUCAGUUUCAGUUUGGUGAAAUUCUGGACUUGUUAUCUUUUGCUACAAGAGUAGACUAGUGCAUAGUACUCUAAGUCCUAACAGUCUUGUAUUUGUAUAUUACUCCUACCUGUUUUUCAUUCUGAGUUUUGUUUGUCUCUGUGACUGACUUAUGACUUGUAGUAGGGUUAAACCUUUUUUUUUAAAUUAGAACGUCUCUUUUUGCAA